Acyrthosiphon pisum (pea aphid) is the source of this 1000-nucleotide messenger RNA. RefSeq lists its product as uncharacterized. NCBI's taxonomy places the organism in Eukaryota, Metazoa, Arthropoda, Insecta, Hemiptera, Aphididae. The coding region runs from base 252 to 710 and encodes 152 amino acids. The record is from RefSeq and is a predicted model, not a curated record. The transcript is spliced from 4 exons.
AACAUUGUAUAGAUUUUGAACCAGAAAAAGACAUCAAUUACAUAGUGGAUCAAAUUAAAAAUGACAAAAAUUGUACAUUUCCGGAAGUUGAACGUAAUUGGAAGGCAACAACAAAGUUUAGGUUAAACGAAAUUCAAAAAGCAACUUCAACAAGUGACAUAAUUAGUGACUGGAAUAGUUUUAAAUUACCUCUUGGAUACCGACUUGUUGAUAUUGACUUCAAAACAUUAUAUCCAGACUGUCAGGACUUGAUGACCACAUUUGAGGAAAAAUCCAAACAAAUAAUGAACUUGAUUGAUGAGAAAAUCAAAGAUUCUUCAAGCCGCAAAUUAUUAGAAAGUAUAAAGGAUACUCCAGACAUAAGUCAAAAUGAAACGAAUACAGUUAUGUUUUAUUUAUUACAUGCCAUUUUUGUGCCGACAUCUAAAAAAGUCACCAGAGAUCAUAAUGGCAAAAUAAACCAAGUGAAACACUCUAUUAAAGAUUCACAAAAUAGCUUCAUGAUUUUUAAGAAUUCGGUUUGUGAAAUUGAGGAAUACAUCACUCUACGGCGCAAUGAAAACAAUCCUAUUCAACCGUUUAUCUUAAUAGUUGGUUCACCAACACAUCCAAAAGAAACAAUUGUUUUCUUUGAUUCUAUAAAAUAUAAAGUGUUCUCAAUAAUUAAUGCGAUUGAUGUACUUAUGUUUCAAAUUGAUUCAUUUGUUUAACUUAGAGUAUCCAAUUGAAUCCUCUAUUACUUGGUUAUUUAUUCAAAAAUAUUUAUACAAUUUAAACACAAAAUUUGAUAAACCGUGUCAUACUCUUGGACAAAUAUUAUCCGAUUUAAGACAAAAUUAAUUAUUUUUUUGUAACUAGUAUUACUCAUUAAUUAAUAAUUAUCCUACUCUUUUUCUAAUAUAAAUUUGUUAAGUUCUAAAUAUAUGGAAAUAUAAUAUUAUAACUAGGUAUCAUUUUUAGUCAUUUGUUCAGAAACUUUUUAUUCACACAAAAUAUAUGU